AUGGAGAAGUCCGAAAUCAUAGAAGGCUAUACAUCAGUAUGUCACUACAGCGAUCCCAAUGUGGAAGAGUGUAUCGCACGCGUAACAGAAAAAGCACGACAAAUCCUCGCUGCCGGAGCACCCAAUCUUGGCAUCCAGCCUUUGGAACCUUUGAAAGUUCCCAGCAUAAGGCUGAGACAGCAUAACGUACCGAAGAAUGGGUUCAAAUAUGACGCUUGGCUUUCGGAUAUUAUGGUGAAAGGAUUGGGGAAUUUUACUAUUAAUAAGUUGGACGUGUACCCAGAGGAACUGAAAGUAACAGCGAACGUAAGUCUACCGCAUUUGGUCCUGACCGGUGACUACGUCAUACUUGGAGGGUUCCAGAUGCUACCAGUCGAGUCUACCGGCAAGAUUAAUGCUAACUUUACACAGUGUACAGCGUCCUUAGAAGCGAUAGGUGCUAGAGUGCACAAGAGGAUGGUAGUGCGAGACGCGAUUGUGCGCUUGCACUGCUCGGGGCCCUUGCGAACUGAUUUAAACGAAGCGCAUUCCACUACCGGAGAAAUGGAGAUGAUCACCGAUCACAUCGCGGGCAUGCAUUCGGCUGAAAUCACCCGCGAAGUCCAGCCGGCGGUGGAGACCGCCCUAGCCAUGGUCCUCGAAGACGUCGCCAAUAAGUUCCUUAAACACGUCCCGUACGACAUGGUUUUCCCUAAUUAGUCAUUUGCAUUAAGAAUACUGUAGAACGUCUUUUUAAAUGAUGAUGUAAUAAAUAUUUCGUAUAGUGUUUAUGUCAUCGAGUAUAUAA
This is a messenger RNA of Hyposmocoma kahamanoa, 787 nucleotides long. RefSeq lists its product as uncharacterized. The coding region runs from base 1 to 699 and encodes 232 amino acids. The record is from RefSeq and is a predicted model, not a curated record. Lineage: Eukaryota; Metazoa; Arthropoda; Insecta; Lepidoptera; Cosmopterigidae. The transcript has 5 exons.